Malurus melanocephalus (red-backed fairy wren) is the source of this 719-nucleotide messenger RNA. RefSeq names its product inhibitor of DNA binding 1 (gene ID1). Gene Ontology annotation, biological process: cell differentiation; circadian regulation of gene expression; negative regulation of transcription by RNA polymerase II. Gene Ontology annotation, molecular function: protein dimerization activity; transcription regulator activity. The coding region runs from base 78 to 440 and encodes 120 amino acids. The transcript is spliced from 2 exons. Gene Ontology annotation, cellular component: cytoplasm; nucleus. NCBI's taxonomy places the organism in Eukaryota, Metazoa, Chordata, Aves, Passeriformes, Maluridae. The record is from RefSeq and is a predicted model, not a curated record.
AGAGGCGCGGCGGGGCGCGCUGUCGCUGUCCGCCCGCACGGUUCUCGCUGUGUUCCUCGUGUYCGCAGCCCCUCGCCAUGAAGGUUGCCGCUGUCGCCUCUUCGCCGCUGCCCGCGGGCGCCGGCGGCCCGCUGAAGGCAGUACGGCCCGGGGAGGCCGCCCGCUGCGGGCCGGGUCUAGGGGUGUCCCCGGURGCGGCGGAGCAGGCGGCCGCCGCGCUGCUGUACGAUAUGAAGGGCUGCUACUCGCGGCUACGGGCGCUGGUGCCGACGCUGCCGCGGCACCGGCGGGUCUCCAAGGUGGAGCUGCUGCAGCACGUUAUCGACUACAUCUGGGACCUGCAGCUGGAGCUGCAGUGCGGGCCCCCCCGCCCCGCCGCCGCUGGGGAUUCCCCCGAGGCUCCGUGCAUUCCCGCUGCCGAUCGGAUCCUCUGCCGCUGAGACCGCUCUGGACCCCCCACGGACGUCCCCGGGAUCGCGAUCCCACCAUGGACAUCGUCCCCGGGACAGCGUCCCURAGCACUGCGGCUCAUCUGCAUCCCYGGCCCGUGGCGGGGCUGCCCUGGGGGUACCCCUGCAGCCUGGGCAGGGGGUGCCGUGGGCCGUGUCCUUCCUUCUCAGAUUGCUGAGAGCAUUCCCCGUAUUGUAUAUUACAAUGAUGCUGGAGAAUAUUGUUCUACAAUAGCUGGAGUUUUGUUAUUAAACAAGUCCUGAUGACCA